Messenger RNA from Coregonus clupeaformis (lake whitefish), 3019 nucleotides. Its product is annotated as doublecortin domain-containing protein 1-like. Gene Ontology annotation, molecular function: microtubule binding. NCBI's taxonomy places the organism in Eukaryota, Metazoa, Chordata, Actinopteri, Salmoniformes, Salmonidae. Gene Ontology annotation, biological process: intracellular signal transduction; regulation of mitotic cytokinesis. The record is from RefSeq and is a predicted model, not a curated record.
AUGGCUCUGAGGCUGGAGGUCCCCUCCCUAAGGCUGCUAUGGGCUAGGGAGGCUGCUGGCCACCCAGUCCCAUCUACCCUGUCUCCCAGCACCCCAGCACCCCAGCCCCAUGUACCCUUCAACCCAGCCCCAGGGUCCAGUUUGACCGCCCACCACUCCACCGACAGGGUCCAGCUCAGACCCCAUCUAUGGGCCAUCAAGCAGGAGGGGCUGAGAAGAGCAGGCCAAUGGAAGCAGUCCAAGGUAGAGAACCCAGAGUGGAACAAGCUGACCUACAUGUGGCCCUCUCUGCCCAGUGGAGAGCUCAAACCAGAAGGAGAACCCUGUAGGAAGCCUCUCGCCAGCACAGCACAGAGACUCAAAGCAGAGAGAGGCGCCAGCAGGGAGAGUGAAAAAAGUAACAGGGCAGAAAUCCACAGCCUUGAGUUUCAGCAGUUCCUUGAAAGGUGCACAGAGUCUCUUCAUCUGCCUCACGCUGCUCACAGGCUCUUCCUCACAGACGGCAAGGAGAACUCUACUCAAGAUCUGAUUCCAGACCAGCUGGUGUAUGUGUCUUGUGGGGAGCCGUGGGUUAACCCUCAUUUCAGCGAUGGUAAAGUCACCAAACAGCGCCAACUUCUCCACCUGGAGCAGGACGUGUCCCAGAUCCGCCACUACUGCACCCUCCGCCACCAGCAUGAGCAGAGCCAAGAGUCAACGCCAAAGGAGGACAGCACUGAUCAUGAUCGUGCUCACCUCAACAGGCUUAUGUUGCAGCAGCGUGGUAGGGGCAUCACACAGGCUCACAGACAGCAGUUUGAGUUCAGUAAGGGACAGAUAGUAAACUGCAGAAACCGCUGUCUGGCUGUGGGGGUCGCUGGCCAUGGGGAAGGUGGGGUGAAAGCAGGGUCACCCCUCCAGUUGGUGCGCAACUUACUCAAACCAACGACUCUUCAUCUGUUGGCCAACCCUGAGCUGGUAUUGUCUGUUUCCAUGACUACAACCCCCCCAGGAGACUCCUGCUCUGAACCCCCUCUCCUCACAGGCUGCUCUGUAGUCCUACAGAAAUACAAGCCCUACAGUUACGGAGCAGCCAACCAGAAGUGGGACUGGUUACCAGAGCUUAGGGUUCUGAGUGCGUUCUACACCUCAUCUCUGGACCAGGAAGUGACUGCAGCCAAUCAGGCGUCAGUGUGUACCGCCUGUGUGUCCCCAGAACCACUGCACCAGCAGGGUUUCACCAGGUCAGGUGUGAGUGGGAGCAGAGUGGAGGUGUGUCCUAGCUGUUCCACUGGACUGAGAGGGAGAGGAGUUCUCCAGAAGCUUCCUCCAGAAUCCUCCUUCCUAUGCUGUAUGGCCAGUCACAACCACCAGCUCAGCCCAACUGGACCCUUCAGGAUCCUAAAGGUCCACAAGACGGAGCUCAGUGAGUCUGCAGCAGACGUCACUCUGCAGCGUCUAGAGGAGUGUCUGGAGUCACUGAGGACGGAGGCUGCAGUGCUGCAGAAGCAGACGCCGUCCCCAGAGGUGUGCAGCGCAGCCCGGACCCAGCCGAGCGUGAAGAUCCUGGCCCACAGGAAUGGGCGGGGGGGCCUAGAGGAGGGCCAGCUGAUCACCACGGCAACAAUGCCUCUGUUGUUGUCAGAGUGCACCCGCCUGCUCCAGCUAACCAGAGCUGCUCAGCACCUCUACACUGCAGACGGGACUCAGAUACUCACCCUGCAUCAGCUCAAAGCCUGGGCCCUUAAUGACUGUCUACAGGUCGACACAGAAACACACAUCCCUGGACCUGCAGGUUCAGAGACAGUGUUCAAGGUGGGUGCUGAGGACAUGAGCUCUGUAGAUGAGGGUCUAAUGGCACUAAUACUGAGGUCCCCCAUCCAUGUCUGGGUGUCCUGUGGAGAGCCCUACCUCCCCUCAGAUGGUGAGAUGAGAAGAGAGAAGCUGCAGAGGGCUCUGUGGCUCCAGAAGGAGAGAGUACUGACUGAUCUGGAAAUAAAGAGACACAAGAUGAGGCACCUGAAAGGUUUGCUCUGCUUUCUAUCCAUCAUGGCUGCUCCCGUCGUCUCUCCAGAACGGGCCCAGCCUCCCUGGUGCCAGGCCUGUGGUCCUGCCAGGCCUGUGGUGGUUGAGCAAAGCUGGCUACAGCCCAGCCAUGAGGAACUCACUCUGGACCAGGAGCUGCACAACACUGAGACUCAACUUGCUGAGAUGGAGGCCCUUCCAGAGAAAGACCACAGGCCACUUCCACAGAAGACCUCCCAGGAACUGUACCAUCAGCCUGAUGUCAAAAGAGUUAAGGUGUACCACAAUGGAGACAGGCAUGUAUCUGUCCACGUCUGGGGCCAAAGCAUCGAAGAGCUGCUGAGCUGCAGUACUGGGAGGCUGGCCCUGUCCCGGUCCGCCUCCAGGCUGUACGCUGCAGACGGCAGGCUUCUGAGCUCCUGGGAGGAGAUCCACAGGGACAUGCUGCUGUGUGUUUCAUCAGGACAGCCCUUCAUCAGCCCUAAACGUUAGCAGGCCCUGGUUCACCUCGAACCUCGAACCCCUCCUACUGACUGUCACACAGAGAAUUGUAAGGAAAAUAUUGAGAUGAGAGCUACCUUUGCUCAAAUGAUGAGAUCUGAAGACCCUGGUAAUACCACAACAGACAGGGGACCAAAGGAGCCCCUGACUACCACAAUUCCAUGUGGCUGCCAUUCUCUACAUUGGACUGCAGAAGCAUAGACCUGAUACAAAACAACUGUACUAUGCCUGAUCAAGAUUGGUAUUAUCUACUGAUGUUGGACUGUCGCUAUGUUCAAGCAAUUCCCCAUGGGACGGUAACUACCAGGAAGUGUGUGAUGUUAUAUAUUCACCACUAGUGGGAAGCAGUGGAAUAAGCGAGUAAUUUAUGAUCUGUGCAAAGUCUGUGCUGAGUGUGUGAAUCAUUGACCUUGGCUAAGAAAUCUUGAAGUCUGUUUGACCUUUAGGGAAAAGCAGCCAACAAGUGCUCAGCAUAUGUGGGAACACCUUCAAGACUGUUGGAAAGGCAUUCCAG